Messenger RNA from Esox lucius (northern pike), 3391 nucleotides. RefSeq names its product tumor necrosis factor receptor superfamily, member 1B (gene tnfrsf1b). The transcript is spliced from 9 exons. Bases 233 to 2107 code for a protein of 624 amino acids. The record is from RefSeq and is a predicted model, not a curated record. Gene Ontology annotation, cellular component: membrane. Gene Ontology annotation, molecular function: tumor necrosis factor binding; tumor necrosis factor receptor activity. Gene Ontology annotation, biological process: positive regulation of myelination; regulation of T cell cytokine production; positive regulation of oligodendrocyte differentiation. Lineage: Eukaryota; Metazoa; Chordata; Actinopteri; Esociformes; Esocidae.
UAGUCUGCAUUGGAGGACUUGAGUGAAGUGUCCUGCUGCACAAAGACGCCCUCUACUUCUUCAACCACUCAGAAGUAAAAGGAAACGAACACUUGUCAACUACCUAUAUCAUUUCAGCACGGUUUCAGUAUGGAGUUUUUCUGAAGAUCUUUAAAAGUCCACUGUUGUUAAGUCAAUCGUUAUACUGAGGACUCUAAGUUACAUUCGUACGUUAAAGAUUCAUCUUGCGAUCAUGGUGCAGCCUUAUAAAAACAAGGUGUACACUCUGCCCUACAGGCCGGACACAGGCGAAUUGUGCACCAAUGGCACAACUGAAUACUACUGCAAAAAUGUCCAUAUGUGCUGCAGUCUGUGCAGUCCUGGGACUCGCAGAAAGGUUGAAUGCAGCUCUACUUCAGACACUGUGUGUGAACCAUGCCAUGCAGGCCAGUAUAUUGCCAACUUUAAUUACACUCCUAAUUGCUUCAGAUGUCCCAAGUGUUCAGAAGACAAAGGCCUGCAGUAUGUUCAGCGGUGCACCAGCAGCACUAAGGCCAUUUGUGAGUGUAAGUCUGGGAUGUACUGCAUACUGGGCAAAAGCCCCGACUGCAUGGAGUGUGCCAGUUAUUCAUACUGCAAGCCCGGCGAAGGGGUCUCCACAAAAGGGACAGCAGAUUCAGAUGUGAAAUGUGAAACCUGCCCCAACGGAACCUUCUCAGACCAACACUCCUACACCCAGGCAUGUCAGCCCUACACAGACUGCAAGUCUCAGGGAAGGCCCAUACUGACUUACGGUAAUGCCAGCUCAAAUGUGAUAUGUGGACUGAAGAUAAAUGAAUCACCGAAAACCACCACACCUUCACGGCCACAGUUGACAACGCUGCCGUCUGGUAGGGGGCACACCCAGCCAAGUCUGCAGAGCCUGUCUACUCUACCAACCAAACUAGUCCCAAAGCUGGCAUCCACUGACUGGCUGGUCGUCGCUUCGACAGAAGGCAAAUCACCAGGCUUUGACCCAUGGAUGGUUGCUGGAGUAAUGACAGGUUUUUUCUUGCUGGUCUUAGGCAUGGUCCUUUGCAAGAAAGCCAUCAUCCAGUUCAGACGAGCUACAGAAGAGAAUUCUGAGAAGGCAGUAAUUAAAUUUGAUAGUGAUGGGCCAUUAGUUGUUUGCAACAGUUCAAUCAAAACCAUCUGUCAGGAAAAGACGUUUCUUCUGGGAGGCAGCAACGAGGCCAGUCAGCCAGAGACCCUGCAGGGCACUACAAUGGGAUCAGGGUGCUUCAACAGCCUGGAGGGCCUGUCAGUAGACCCCCUGUCUCCACUUCAACAGCCCAGCAUCUUCCAGUCCACCCUCCAACAGCCUAGCACCCUCCAGUCCAGCCUCCAACAACCUAGCACCCUCCAGUCCACCUUCCAACAGCCUGGCACCCCGGUCAACACCCCCCAGCCUAGCACCCUCCAGUCCACCUUCCAACAGCCUGGCACUCUGGUCAACACCCCCCAGCCUAGCACCCUCCAGUCCACCUUCCAACAGCCUGGCACUCUGGUCAACACCCCCCAGCCUAGCACCCUCCAGUCCACCUUCCAACAGCCUGGCACCCUGGUCAGCACCCCCCAGCCUAGCACCCUCCAGUCCAGCCUCCAACAACCUAGCACCCUCCAGUCCACCUUCCAACAGCCUGGCACCCCGGUCAACACCCCCCAGCCUAGCACCCUCCAGUCCACCUUCCAACAGCCUGGCACCCCGGUCAACACCCCCCAGCCUAGCACCCUCCAGUCCAGCCUCCAACAACCUAGCACCCUCCAGUCCAGCCUCCAACAGCCUAGCACCCUCCAGUCCAGCCUCCAACAGCCCAGCACCCUGGUCAGCACCCCCCAGCCCAGCAACUGCCAAUCAAACAGCUCCCUGCCAUCCAGCCCCCUGGUUAAUGUCAACAUCACCGUUAACUAUCCUGUGAACAUUGGAAACGGGCUGUGCUCCACCCCUACGAGCAGCACCCCCACAGGUUCCUCACAGGCUGAUUCUGAGGCUCCUCUUUCCAGGGAGGAGGAGUACGUGAACAUGCCACUGCAAGAGGGUGGCAAGGAGGCACUUACAGCAACACAGGAAAGUGGGCAUUAUAUAUAAAGACUGGGGAAUCAGAUAAUAGAUUGGGUUUUAAUGCUGUUUUAUAUACAGUAGUACAAGUAUGUACAAUGCCAACUCUAGCCUUUUGGGGGCCCAUAGAAAUGUUUUAUUUUGGGCCCCUUCCCCUUACGUUUGGGGGCUCCCUAGCAGUUGGAGGACCCCUAGUGGUUGGGGGCCCUAAGUGACCGCUUCUGUCGCAUAUGUCUGGAGCCGACCCGAGUAUUUACACAGUCAAGUGGAUGUGUUCAAACUUUUGACUGGUACUGUGUAUGUAUAAUAUAUGUAUCAUCACAGUAUGAUUGCUAUUGAAGCACUGUUGCUGACUUUGAAUAUUGAAAGAAGAUGGCACCAAAUGACUUCUUAUGCAGGGCCUUAGCUGAACACCGGAAUACAUUUUUAACAGUUGUUUAAAGAAUUACGAUUGAAGUGAAUGAUGUAAACUGUAAAUGUGGCAUAGCUCAAAGUAUGUGUAAUGAUUUUAGCAUAGGUAGGCAGUAACAUUUUAGUAUGUACCAUCAUAUUUUUUUAUUCACCAUUAUUCACUAUGGCCUAUAUGAGAUGUUGUAUUCUUGUGAGAUGAAUACAUUAUUAAACUUUCCAGUGUAAGUUUUUGCUCUUUUGCGAAACUGCAAUCGCAUACUAAACAAACCUGCUUUGUUUAUAGCCUUUCCCCUGUACAUGUUGAAGAGUCUGCAUAUGUUUUGUAAAUUUGAAGCAAUUGACUAGUAACAAGUUAAUGAGUCAUUUCACACAUUGCAUAAUGGUUUUAAAAUCUUAUAUUGCAGUGUACAAAAACAAGACAAACUAUAUACAUAGGGUAUACACAUUUAAACACAAAAAUUAUUUGAGGGUUUGCUUUGCAUGACCAUUCAUAAGCCAUUUGCAAUUAUGUUUACACUUAUUACAAUAAAGAGAUUCAUGCAGUAUAUGCUGUUCUGAUUUUAAAUAAAAGUAAAACAUAUCAAGCUGAACAUCUUUGAAAUGUCAGCUCAUCUAGAACCCACAAAUGAGGGAUGAUAUGACAUUUUUGUACACUGAACAAACCAAUUUGUGCACAACAUUUGAGGGAUAUUUUCUGUGUUAUGGAAUAUUUCGUUAUAUUCUUUCUCAGCUUAUAAAUAAUAUGACCAAAAAUAUACGUGUUGCAUUUAGAUUUUUGUUCAGUAUAUAUUUUGUGAAUGGAUUGGUCAAAGAUUUGUAUAACUCGCCAUGGCUUUGCUUUUAAAUUAAACUAUGUAUCACCACCUACUGGUGGAAUCAAACAUUAUUAAACUGUGUAGGUCA